Molecule: messenger RNA, 1748 nt
Organism: Hyaloscypha bicolor E
Lineage: Eukaryota; Fungi; Ascomycota; Leotiomycetes; Helotiales; Hyaloscyphaceae
Product: benzoate 4-monooxygenase cytochrome P450
Exons: 2
Coding region: 51-1598 (515 amino acids)
Molecular function (GO): iron ion binding; heme binding; oxidoreductase activity, acting on paired donors, with incorporation or reduction of molecular oxygen
Source: RefSeq, a predicted model, not a curated record
CAUUAUUCCAGAAGAAUCUGUUCAGGCCCGUGGAUUCAGUUAUCGACAUCAUGACCGGAAUACGAGGUUUUUUAUACCAGAAACUGGAAGGCGUGCAUCUUGCUUCAUGGCGCGGGGCCUUACUUCUCGUCGCAACUUUUAUCAUUUUCCAGAUUCUACACACCGCUGUAACGGCAAUUUAUAACAUAUAUUUCCACCCACUGCGAGAGAUUCCCGGGCCAAAACUAUGGAUUGCUUUUCCUCUUCUAAAGAACCUGCAUAUGAUGGGUGGCGACCUGGACUUCAAGGUCCGCGCUGCUCAUGAAAAGUACGGCGACGUCGUGCGUUUCGGUCCCGACCAGGUCGGCUUCACAUGCCCAGAAGCAUGGAGAGACAUCUACGGACAUGGCCAUGCUGAACUCCCGAAGUCCUAUGUCAAAGGCUCUGCCAUGGAUGACGGGAGUAUCGUUUACUCGAAUGCGUCGAAUCACUUCCGUCUCCGAAAAGCUAUGCAACCAGCGUUUUCUGAGAAAGCGCUGAGACAACAGGAACCGCUGAUCCGGGUGUAUGUCGAUUUACUGAUGGAGAGACUUCGGGAGGUUGCAGACAAGGGAGACUCAACAAAUAUUAUUCGCUGGUACAACUUCACAACCUUCGAUUUGAUUGCGGACCUUGCUUAUGGAGAAGAGUUGCACGGCUUGGCGGGAGGAAAAUCGAACAUGUGGAUUGAUAACAUUGAGAAGUUGAUGAAGCUCAUGCCAAUCUUGGUUUUGGUAACAACCUCACCGUUGCUUUCGAAAGUCCUACAAUUUGUGGCGGGGCCCAAAAUCCGAAAGUCUAAGGCAAAGCACAAAGAGGCCUCCGAGUUAAUGGCGAUGAAGAGAAUCAAUAGGAAGGAGCAGGUAGAUCGCGGAGACUUCAUGGACUACAUGAUGAGAUCCAGAGGGGAGAAGCACGAAAUGACGGAUGCGGAACUGGUAGCAAACUGUGAUCUCCUCAUGAUUGCUGGGUCGGAGACAACAGCCAGCUUGUUAAGUGGCGUCACAUACUGGCUGCUGAAAACCCCACAUUCAUUGAAAAAAGUCACCGAGGAAGUGCGAUCGAUGUUCGAAAGGGACGAGGACAUCGAUUUCAUAGAAGCCAGCGCCAAACUUCCCUACAUGCUUGCCUGCUUGGACGAAGCUCUCCGAAUCUUCCCGUCCAUCCCUAUCUCUCUGACCCGAAAGACCCUUCCAGGAGCACCGACUCCCAUUGCUGGCGUGAUGAUCCCAGAGAAUACCAAAGUCGGCGUCCACCAGCUCUCCGCCUUCCACUCCGAGCGCAACUUCUACCGCGCUAAAGAAUACAUCCCGGAGCGUUGGCUCCCCGAAAGCACAAAUGACCCUUCAUCUCCGUUCUAUAACGAUAGACGAGAGGUCCAUAAGCCGUUUAGUUUCGGACCCCGAGAUUGUAUUGGCCGGAAUUUGGCGUAUCAUGAGAUGCGGCUUAUUAUGGCACGACUGCUGUGGAAUUUUGAUUUGGCAUUGGAAGAACAAAGUAAGAAUUGGCAUGAGCAGAAGAUUCGUGGACUCUGGGAGAAGCCGCCUUUGAUGGUGUUUGUUAAGCGGAGGACGGAAUGAGGAGAAGCUCUUUGAUGGAAUCAUUUUUUGAGAUUUUGUGGUCGGUGAAGACCAGCAUGGUGAGGUUGUUCGGAAUUGGCAAGCAAAUCAUCCUUUAUAAUAUGCAAUAGGUAAUAAAAUAGGUUUCAAUACAGAAUCAGCUCAACCCAG